Molecule: messenger RNA, 1443 nt
Organism: Benincasa hispida (wax gourd)
Lineage: Eukaryota; Viridiplantae; Streptophyta; Magnoliopsida; Cucurbitales; Cucurbitaceae
Source: RefSeq, a predicted model, not a curated record
GUAAAAUAAAUUUACGCUCCAAAACUUAUAAUUCCUUAUAAUUAUAAUUGUAAAAAAAAAAAAGAAAAAAAGGGAAUUUGGCUUCCUUUCUGCAAAUUCUCACUCACGACAGACCCCUGAGUGAGGCACCCCUUUCUUUCUCUCUCUUUUCCCUUUAUUGGUGCUUCUGGCCUCUUUUUUCUUCCGCAUCAACACCACCUGAAAACUCUAUCUUCCUAUUCUUUUGUUGGUUCAGAUUCGGAAUAAUUAAAAGAAAGAAAGAAAAAAAAGGCCCAGAUAAUGUCAGGUUUGUAUAAUCCCAACUUCUCUCCUGCAAGAGCUGCUUCUCCUCAGAUUAGAAGCAGCGGUGAUGCUGACAGAGAUUUUGCGGGUUUCUGGAAUGAUGUCCAACCAAGGUUUUAGUGACUUUGAGAGAUUACGACACAGAAGUCCUAGUCCAAUGGCUUCUACUAACCUUGUGUCAAAUAUUUCUGGCACAGGUUUUGGUGGUUGGAAUGGACUUCCUCAGGAGCCUAGGUUAAGUGGUAAUCCGGGAAUGACAAUGGACUGGCAAGGUGCUCCUGCAAGCCCUAGUUCAUUUACUGUAAAGAGGAUUCUGCGGUUGGAAAUUCCAGUGGACACAUAUCCAAAUUUCAAUUUUGUUGGACGGCUUCUUGGACCCAGAGGCAAUUCUCUGAAGCGAGUAGAAGCUACUACAGGAUGUCGUGUGUAUAUCAGAGGAAAGGGGUCAAUUAAAGAUCCGGAGAAGGAAGAGAAACUCCGAGGAAGACUUGGUUAUGAACAUCUGAACGAACCGCUGCAUGUCCUAAUUGAGGCUGAUUUACCAGCCAAUAUCAUUGAUAUCAGGCUGAGACAGGCACAGGAAAUUAUAGAAGAACUACUCAAACCCGUGGACGAGCCAAAUGAUUAUAUCAAAAGACAACAAUUGCGUGAAUUAGCAAUGCUGAAUUCAAAUUUCAGAGAAGAGAGUCCUGGCCCCAGCGGUAGUGUCUCUCCUUUCAAUUCAAGCGGGAUGAAGCGUGCAAAAACUGGUCGCUGAGAGCUCACAUUACUGUCCAAUACAUUUUUCCUCUCUAUUAUGCAAAUUGAUCACUGAAAUGCCUGCCACCAGGUUAGGGUUCAGUAACUAGCAUAACUACAAAAUUGGAUGGUCAAUAUUCUUUUUUUUUUUUUUUUGAGUUUAUUUAUUAUUUAUUUUUAAACAACAGAAAGUUAAGAGAUGUCUUUUUGUUUUCCUCAUUUCUAUUUUGAGAGAGAGAGAGAGAGAGAGAGAGGUGUAGUGAGUAAAGAUUGUGUAUUUUUGUUUGGGGGGGUUCUAUCUGGUGAGGUCGUUCUGUCACAUAAACUGAAUAUAAUUAUUGGAUUUAUUCUUGUGUUAGUUACUUUUAAAUAAUGUGUAAUAUUCAUUAAAGACACGCAAUAGGAAGCAGAUUUUAGAAGGCA